AUGUCGAGCUCUGAUGAUUCAGAUUUUCCUGACAUUUCUGCUGAAAGUGUAACAUCUCCUCCUCCUCUCCCUGAUGUAGAAACAUUGAAGGACACUUUGACAGAAGAAACUGAAGCUUUUGCCAAGAAACUAAUUCGAGAUGUGAAACCAUUUAUCAAAAGAACUACUACCACUAGAGAUGAAGUGAGGGCUAUGAUCAGAUGCCUCAGCAAAUGCAUCUUGGCGUUAAACUCAAGUCUGAUGGAAGAGGGCCUAGCCGUUGAUGAUACAGUGGUUCAACCUAAAGCCGACGACUCCGAGCAGAGCAUAGAGACAAUGCGAAAAAACUUCUUAAGUUUUUGA
Molecule: messenger RNA, 342 nt
Organism: Arabidopsis thaliana (thale cress)
Lineage: Eukaryota; Viridiplantae; Streptophyta; Magnoliopsida; Brassicales; Brassicaceae
Exons: 2
Coding region: 1-342 (113 amino acids)
Source: RefSeq, marked reviewed